AUGGAGAGAGCAGCUGCCUCAGCCAGGGAAGGAGAGUGGGCUGGGCCAGGGGACCUAGAGGCUGGACAGCAGGAGGAGUGGGGUGCUGAUGGGACAGAACUGUCCCUCCUACGUUCCCAGCCCACAGGGCAGGUGGCAGCUGAUGCUGUCAACCAGCUCCUCCUCCUCCUGCCAACAGUGCCUGACCAGGGGUGGCACAUGCCCUGGUGUGGGCCCCCAGUGGCCUCCAGGGGAGAGGCCACCCCUUGCCGAGUGGUGGAAGAACCCCCACUCCUCCUCAGUGAUCUGGAGAAACCCCCACUCCUCCUCAAUGAUCUGGAGGAACCCCCACUCCUCCUCAGUGAUCUGGAGGAACCCCCACUCCUCCUCAAUGAUCUGGAGGAACCCCCACUCCUCCUCAGUGAUCUGGAGGAACCCCCACUCCUCCUCAGUGAUCGGGAGGAACCCCCACUCCUCCUCAAUGAUCGGGAGGAACCCCCACUCCUCCUCAAUGAUCUGGAGGAACCCCCACUCCUCCCCAGUGAUCUGGAGGAACCUCCACUCCUCCUCAACGAUCUGGAGGAACCCCCACUCCUCCUCAGUGAUCUGGAGGAACCCCCACUCCUCCUCAGUGAUCUGGAGGAACCCCCACUCCUCCUCAAUGAUCUGGAGGAACUCCUACUCCUCCUCAAUGAUCUAGAAGAAACCCCUCCUCCUCCUCAGUGA
Acinonyx jubatus (cheetah) is the source of this 705-nucleotide messenger RNA. RefSeq lists its product as uncharacterized. Lineage: Eukaryota; Metazoa; Chordata; Mammalia; Carnivora; Felidae. The record is from RefSeq and is a predicted model, not a curated record. The coding region runs from base 1 to 705 and encodes 234 amino acids. The transcript has 3 exons.